Messenger RNA from Drosophila ananassae, 1993 nucleotides. It is a transcript of the gene Tat, whose product is annotated as tyrosine aminotransferase. The transcript has 4 exons. Lineage: Eukaryota; Metazoa; Arthropoda; Insecta; Diptera; Drosophilidae. Bases 387 to 1895 code for a protein of 502 amino acids. Gene Ontology annotation, molecular function: L-tyrosine:2-oxoglutarate transaminase activity; pyridoxal phosphate binding. Gene Ontology annotation, biological process: aromatic amino acid metabolic process; biosynthetic process. The record is from RefSeq and is a predicted model, not a curated record.
CAUAUAGCGGCGUUGGAGCGAAGCCGCCAGCCGCCAACCGCCAGUCGCGAGGAGAUAAAAGCCCCAAGAGAUCGCCGAAGUAGAUCAGUUUAGUUCAGAAUUCGCAAUCGACUAAAAGAAAGUCCAAUCUAACCAAUAUCCAAAAAUCCCGAUUUUUUAAGGGAAUAUCAGAUUAUAAGGUUUAUCUUAACUGUAAAUGAUAGAAUCAGAUCAUACUAAUGCUCGUCUGGAACGAUAAACAGGAUACAAACUUUACAUUUAUUUGAGGAAUUUCUCAAACUCAGCAAGGAUUACGAAACAGCCCGACUAAGUCCUGGAAACAAAAGUCCUUUUUUUUUGUAAAUUUUUUUUCGUUCGGUUUUUAAUUGAAUUCCUGCCUGGUGAUAAUGCCCAGCAGUGUGGCCAACGAGAGCCAGUUCAAGCGAUUCCAGAGCAACCCCAGCCGGGUUAGCUGCCCGAGCCGGAGUCCCAGCGAUUCCCCGGACUCUCCGUCCGCCCAUACGCCCAAUUGUGAUGCCGUCGAGGAGGCACUGGCCGAGCUGCAGCUCCAGUCGCAGGACCUUCGCUCCAAGGAGCUACUACCCAAUGGCAAUGGCCUGGUUAGCGGUAAAGGACGACGUUCUGGAUGGCACGUCAAGUCCUCCAAACUGGCCCUCAACACUCACAAUCGCAUCCGGAACAUUGUCGAGGCUCUGAAGAUCAAGCCCAACCCGGAAAAGCCCAUGAUUCCUUUGUCCAUUGGUGAUCCCACUACCUUUGGCAAUCUAAAGGCCGCCGAUGAGACCAUGAAGGCGGUCCUCCACUCCCUGGAGUGUGGCAAGUUCAAUGGCUAUGCCCAUACCCAGGGGCAUGAGGCGGCCCGCCAGGCGGUGGCCAAGUACAGUGCCCACCAGCGUCCGGAUGGCGAGAUCCAGAGCGACGAGGUGGUCCUCUGCAGUGGCUGCUCCUCGGCUCUGGAGUACUGCAUCCUGGCCCUGGCAGAUCGUGGCCAGAAUGUGCUUAUUCCACGACCGGGAUUCUGUUUGUAUCACACAUUGGCCGAGGGAUUGGAUAUUGAGGUGCGCUACUAUGACCUCCUUCCGGACCAGCAGUGGCGCGCCGAUCUCGUCCAGCUGGAGAGCCUCAUCGAUGAGAACACGGCCGCCCUGCUGAUCAACAAUCCGAGCAAUCCCUGCGGCAGUGUCUUCGAUGAGAAGCACCUCCGGCAGCUCAUCGCCAUCUGCGAGCGCCACUAUCUGCCCAUCAUAGCCGACGAGAUCUAUGAGCACUUUGUGUUCCCUGGCUCCAAGCACUUGGCUGUCAGCAGCCUGACCACCGAGGUUCCUGUCCUGUCCUGCGGAGGACUCACGAAGCGCUUCCUGGUGCCCGGCUGGCGAAUGGGUUGGAUCAUAAUCCACGAUCGCAAGCAGCGGCUGGGAGAAGCAGUUCGUGGUCUGAAGAACAUGUGUGGCCGGAUCCUAGGAUCCAAUACCAUCAUCCAGGGUGCCCUGCCCGAGAUCCUGACCAAGACCCCACAGUCCUACUUCGAUGGAGUGAUUGAUGUGCUGCAUUCCAAUGCCUCGCUGGCCUACAAAAUGCUGAAACAGGUCCAAGGCCUGAACCCCGUAAUGCCCAAUGGAGCCAUGUACAUGAUGAUCGGAGUGAGCAUCGAGCGAUUCCCGGAGUUCAAGGACGACACCCACUUUGUCCAGGAGCUGGUGAAUGAGCAGAGUGUCUUCUGUCUUCCAGGUAGUUGUUUCGAGUAUCCUGGCUAUGUAAGGAUCGUCCUGACAGUGCCAGGACUAAUGAUCGAGGAGGCGUGUGCCCGGAUGGCCGAGUUCUGUGAGCGCCAUUACAAGAAGGACUCUCGGGACAUAAUCGAAGACGGACUCCUGGACGAGAAUCUGGGCUUCUGAGCUUGGGAGCAGAACAUUUAUUAGACCAUCUAGACUACAAUUUGUAUCGAGUUUAUGUAUAUAAUACAUUAUAUAAUAUAUAUAUAUUAACUAUCCAA